Molecule: messenger RNA, 3701 nt
Organism: Limulus polyphemus (Atlantic horseshoe crab)
Lineage: Eukaryota; Metazoa; Arthropoda; Merostomata; Xiphosura; Limulidae
Gene: Marcal1
Product: SWI/SNF-related matrix-associated actin-dependent regulator of chromatin subfamily A-like protein 1
Exons: 2
Coding region: 590-2743 (717 amino acids)
Biological process (GO): DNA repair; replication fork processing
Cellular component (GO): nuclear replication fork
Molecular function (GO): ATP-dependent chromatin remodeler activity; ATP binding
Source: RefSeq, a predicted model, not a curated record
CCUGCAAUACAAGGUGUUUGUGUGCUGACAAAUAGGAAUUAAAUCAUCUUACUCUAAUUCCAGGUACUCUACACCUGCAAUACAAGGUGUUUGUGUGCUGACAAAUAGGAAUUAAAUCAUCUUACUCUAAUUCCAGGUACUCUACACCUGCAAUACAAGGUGUUUGUGUGCUGACAAAUAGGAAUUAAAUCAUCUUACUCUAAUUCCAGGUACUCUACACCUGCAAUACAAGGUGUUUGUGUGCUGACAAAUAGGAAAAGAUUUUAAGUUGAAGUAGAUUUUCAUCAGCAGAUGAUAGAGGUAUUCAAAACUGUGAUCAGUUGGCCACUCUUUUGUAUCAAUACUUAAUCAGAUACUGUCAUUGAUGAUUGAAAGUGAUAGAAAAUACUCAGAGGAAGACAGAAAUAAUUCCUUUUAAAAGGCUGUUUUCAAGAUGCAUGAACAACUCAAACUGUUUUAAAAGAAAAAAAAAAUAGGAUACUUAAAUUGAUACUUUCAAAAAAGUGUUCUUAAACAAAGUACAGAUACUGUUUAUGAAAAGUUUUUUUUUACUGUUUCACUUGCUACUUAACACAUAUAAAGAAUAUCAAUGCAGCAGGUUGGUGAAAAAAGUACUUUGAGUGAAGAACAGAGAAAGAAAAUAGAAGAAAACAGGCAGAAGGCACUACAGAAACGAGCUGAAAAACAACUAAUUAGGUUACCUGUAUUAGUAAGGCAAGAUAAUGUACCAUAUUAUAAACCUUCAUCUGUUUGUAAUAAUGCUCAUAAUGUACUACCUUGCAAGAAUUCUUGUACUGAAAGCAAACUCUUUCAAAGGCAAGUAAAAUCAUCAAUAGAUACAAGCAAUAUUAGGAAUGUUGUUUCAUUAAGUGCUGGAAAUAUUGAAGAUAAUCUGAAUAAUUGCAGUCCUAGUGUAAAAAAGUCGACAUUUUAUAGUGAUAGAAAACAUGAAAAUCAGAAUACUGUUGACAAAUCUUCUGUGAGAAAGACUAAAGCAGAAUUGUCUUACUCUAAUUCCAGUAACUCUAAACCUGCAAUACAAGGUGUUUGUGUGCUGAUAAAUAGGAAAAGAUUUCAAGUUGAAGUUGGUUUUCAUCAGCAGAUAAUAGAGGUAUUCAAAACUAUUCCCAGUAAAGUAUACGAUGCCAAAGAAAAGCAAUGGAAUUUUGCAGUACAAGACCAUGACAAAUUAAUUCAAGGUAUCAUUCCAUUGUUUCCAAAUGUAGUAAUUUCUCCUUUGCCACCAUAUAUUCUUAGAGUUUUUAAAAAGGCUUCUGAUGAAUGUGAAAUUCCAUCAAUGGAUCUCUCAAAUCUUGAUCUUAAACUUCAGAAUUCUUUGCUGCCAUUUCAAAGAAAAGGAGUCAGUUUUGGAAUAUAUAAAGGAGGAAGACUACUGAUUGCUGAUGAUAUGGGACUAGGAAAGACUAUUCAAGCAAUAGGUAUUGCUGAUUAUUACAAGGAUGAAUGGCCUUUGCUUAUUGUAGCUCCUUCUUCAGUACGUUAUACAUGGGCUGAGGCUUUCCAUACAUGGUUACCAUCUUUGGAUCCUCAAGAAAUAAAUGUUGUCAAUUCUUCAAAAGACUCUGUGUCUGGGAGUAAAGUUGUGAUCAUGAGCUAUGAUAUCCUAACCAGAAAAGUGAAAUUUAUUCAAAAUCAAAAAUUUCAAGUUGUUAUAAUGGAUGAGAGUCACUUUUUGAAAAACUUCAAAUCUGCUCGUACUCAAGCAGCACUUGUUGUUAUGAAAACUUGUAAAAGAGUUAUAUUACUUUCAGGGACGCCUGCACUCUCUCGGCCAAUGGAACUUUAUACUCAGAUAUCUGCAAUAAAUAACAAAGUUUUUCCAAAUUAUACGGAUUUUGGAAUUCGAUACUGUAAUGGAAAAAUUAUGCCAUGGGGUUGGGACUUCACUGGAUCUUCCCAUAUGACAGAAUUGCAAUUAUUGCUAGAAGAAACUGUAAUGAUUAGACGUUUAAAAGCUGAAGUGAUCACACAGCUUCCAGCUAAACGGCGUCAAAUGGUUCUUUUGGAUCCAUCUGUUGUGCAUUCUCAUAAAAAGAUUCUUGAAUUCAUGUCAAAAGAGGUUAAUCGUACAAAUUUGCAUGGAAUGGAGCGUCGAGGAAAGCUAUUACAGUAUUUCAGGGAAACUGGUUUUGCAAAGUUGUCAGCUAUAUGUGAUUACAUUAAGGAUUUACUUGAGGCUGAGAGAAAGUUUUUAUGCUUUGGUCAUCAUCAGUCAGUUUUGGAUGCUAUCUGUAAGAGUAUAAAAGAAAAGGGUAUUCAGUAUAUACGUAUUGAUGGAUCAACAUCUUCAGAAACUCGCAAACAACUAUGUGACAAAUUUCAGUUUAAUGAUACAGUGCGUGUGGCAGUUUUAAGUAUUACUGCUGCUAAUUCUGGUAUUAACUUAACAGCUGCACAUAUGGUGAUAUUUGCUGAACUGUUUUGGAAUCCUGGAAUUCUCACACAGGCAGAAGACAGAGCUCAUCGUAUUGGUCAACAGGAUUCUGUUGUGGUCCAGUACCUUGUUGCUCAAGGUACAGCUGAUGACCACAUCUGGCCCCUUGUUCAAAAAAAGCUAGAAAUCCUGAAUAAAGCAGGACUUAGUAAAGACAAUUUCUCUGAUGCUGACACAACUAGAGUUAAGGGUCUUUGUCAGUCUUCACUAGAUGACUUUUUAGAAGAUCUUAGUAAGGAUCAGGCAUUCUUGGAUGAACUUAUUAUGUCUCAAGAAAUUCCUUCAUAAGAUACGUCAGUACAAAAUGAUUAAAAGAUUUAUAUGCUCAUUAUUCUUGUGGUGUGGUAUCCAUUAAACUGAAAAAAAAAAAUUUUUUUGCAUGAAAAUAAUUGUUAGUGUUAAAUUUCCUUUGAGUUUUUAACUUUUCACAAAAAGGCAACAUUGUGUUGGUUCAUAUACUUACAUAUAAAUGGAAUAUUUAGUUCUAAGAAAUAACUUUCACAUUUUACUUAGCUUGAAAUAAAAGUGUCGGCUUAUUUUUUAAUUAAAAAGUAUUAAAUAUUGAUCAGUUGGCCACACUUGUGGUAUACUGCAAGUGUUUUUACCAGCACAUUUAUGCUGUUUGAGUUAUAAAGUUGUCACAAACCACAUUAUGUACAGAGUAAGUAAUUACUUCUCUUUGAAGAUUUAUUGAAAAUGAUACAAGAGUGUGAUGGAUGGAAUUAUGAUUUAGUGAAGAUAGUUAGUACUUUGCUACAUUGACCAGUGAGGUGUAUACACGUAUUACAAAUGUAACCAGUUUACCACUAGAAUUAAAAUAGUUAUUGAGUGGCAAAUAAACUGGCCUUUAUGUCUGAUAUAUUUCAAAAUGUAGUGUAUAAUAUAUAUAUAUAUAUUCACAGAGCACAGAUUCAGAUUGAUUGCAAUAACUUUUCAAUAAACUUGGUAUCAUGAAACAUUUUGUGUGUUAAAUAGACCACAUGGUACACUUUGCACCUUUUUCUCCUCAUUUUUAACAAUUGAAGUAGGUGCAAUUCAUUAAGUAACCCAAAGGUAGAACUGGGUAUAUAUCAAAUAAAAAGCCUUUUUUAGGUGAAUGGUCUUAUAUUGCCUAAGAUUUGUAUAGUCAAUGAAAUAAAAGCAAGCAUAAUUGUUUUUUUAAUUUUUACAUUUAUGUAUCAGUUUUUUUAAGAUGUUUGCUCUCCUUCAGGUCUCAGCAUAUUAAAGACUGAAAAUAAUUGUUUCA